Neofelis nebulosa (Clouded leopard) is the source of this 4578-nucleotide messenger RNA. It is a transcript of the gene PTGFRN, whose product is annotated as prostaglandin F2 receptor inhibitor. The transcript is spliced from 9 exons. Bases 6 to 2993 code for a protein of 995 amino acids. The record is from RefSeq and is a predicted model, not a curated record. Lineage: Eukaryota; Metazoa; Chordata; Mammalia; Carnivora; Felidae.
GCCGGAUGGGAGGCGCGGGCGGGCGGGCGCUGCGGCUCUUCCCUUUUGCUUUCGGGAAGCGGUCGGGGCUGCGCGCUCGGCUCGGCGGGGCGGCUCCGGCGCCCGGCUCCCGGUGCCCGGCCGGCGGGAGGCGCGAGGCGGGAGGCGGGCGGGGGCAGGCGGGCGGGCGGCGCGGAGCGAGGGGCUCACGUACGGCCCAGCGCUGGGAUUUCUCGGCUCGCGAGGAGAGCGGAGCAGGCGCGCGGCCCGGGCGGGGGAGCGCGGACUCUGGAGCAGCCGGAGCUGGAGGAGGAGGAGGAGGAGAGGCGGCGGGGACGCAGGAGGCGGGGGAGAGCCGCUCCCGCCCGGCGAGCAUGGGGCGCCUGGCGCCGAGGCCGCUGCUGCUGGCGCUCCUGGGGCUGGCUCUGUGUCGAGGGCGUGUGGUGAGAGUCCCCUCGGGGAGCCUGGUGCGGGUGGUGGGCACCGAGCUGGUCAUCCCCUGCAACGUGAGCGACUAUGACGGCCCCAGCGAGCAGAACUUCGACUGGAGCUUCUCGUCUUCGGGCAGCAGCUUCGUGGAGCUGGCCAGCACCUGGGAGGCGGGCUUCCCGGCCCAGCCGUACCGGGAGCGCCUGCAGAGGGGCGAGAUCCUGCUGCGGCGGACCGCCAACGAUGGCGUGGAGCUCCACAUCAAGAAUGUCCAGCCCUCGGACCAGGGCCACUACAAGUGUUCCACCCCCAGCACUGACGCCACCGUCCAGGGCAACUAUGAGGAUAUAGUGCAGGUUAAAGUGUUGGCCGAUGCCCUGCAGGUGGGUGCCGGUGCGCCGCCCGAGCCGGGCCUGAGCCUGCGCCUGGGCGAGCCGUUCGAGCUGCGCUGCUCGGCCUCCACGGCGUCGCUGCUGCACACACACCUGGCGCUGCUGUGGGAGCUGCAGCGGGGCACGGCCCGGCGGAGCGUGCUGGCCCUGACCCACGAGGGCCGCUUCCGCCCGGGGCCCGGCUACGAGCAGCGCUACCGUGUGGGAGACGUGCGCCUGGACACCGUGGGCGCCGACGGCUACCGUCUGUCCGUGGCCCGCGCCCUGGCCGCCGACCAGGGCUCCUACAGGUGCGUGGUCAGCGAGUGGAUCGGAGAGCAGGGCAGCUGGCAGGAGAUUCAGGAGAAAGCCGUGGACGUGGCCACCGUGCUGAUCCAGCCGACAGUUCUGCGAGUGGCUGUGGCCAGGAAUGUGUCUGUGGCUGAAGGAAAGGGGUUGGACCUGACCUGCAACAUCACAACCGACCGAGCAGACGACGUCCGACCCGAGGUGACAUGGUACUUCAGCAGGACGCCCGAUGGCACUUGGCCUGGCGCCCCCGUGCUGGCACGGCUGGACCGGGAUUCCCUGGUGCACAGCUCUCCUCACGUGGCCCUGAGUCACGUGGAUGCACGCUCCUACCAUUUACUGGUUCGAGACGUUAGCAAGGAAAACUCCGGCUACUAUUUCUGCCACGUGGCACUCUGGGCACCCGGACACAACAGGAGCUGGCACAAGGUGGCAGAGGCCAGGUCUGCCCCAGCCAGUGUGGAUGUGACCUGGCUAGAACCAGACUAUCAGGUGUACCUGAAUGCUUCUAAGGUCCCCGAGUUUUCAGACGACCUCACGGAGCUGGAGUGCCGCAUAGUGGACAUGAAGAGCUUGCAGGCCAGCGUCCGUUUCACGGUGUCCUGGUACUACAGGGUGAACCGGCGCAGCGAUGACCUGGUGGCCAGCGAGCUGCUUGCAGUCAUGAACGGGGACUGGACGCUGAAGUAUGGAGACCGGAGCAAGCAGCGGGCCCAGGACGGAGACUUCAUUUUUUCUAAGGAGCGUACGGACACGUUCAGUUUCCGAAUCCAAAGGACCACAGAGGAAGACCGAGGCAGUUAUUACUGUGCUGUGUCUGCAUGGACCAAACAGCGUAACGACAGCUGGGUCAAGAGCAAGGACGUCUUCUCCAAACCCGUCAACAUAUUUUGGGCAUCGGAAGAUUCCGUGCUUGUGGUGAAGGCAAGGCAGCCAAAGCCUUUCUUUGCUGCAGGAAAUACAUUUGAGAUGACGUGCAAAGUGUCUUCCAAGAAUAUUAAGUCGCCGCGCUACUCUGUUCUCAUCACCGCUGAGAAGCCUGUUGGGGACCUCUCCAGCCCCAAUGAAACCAAGUACAUCAUCUCCCUGGACCAGGAUUCCGUGGUGAAGCUGGAGAACUGGACAGACGCAUCGCGGGUGGAUGGCGUUGUGCUAGAGAAGGUGCAGGAAGAUGAGUUUCGCUAUCGAAUGUACCAGACUCAGGUGUCGGAUGCGGGGCUGUACCGCUGCGUGGUGACAGCCUGGUCUCCUGUCCGGGGCAGCCUGUGGCGAGAAGCAGCAACCAGUCUGUCCAAUCCUAUUGAGAUCGACUUCCAGACUGCUGGUCCUAUAUUUAAUGCCUCCGUGCAUUCAGACACACCGUCGGUUAUCCGGGGAGAUCUGAUCAAGCUGUUUUGUAUCAUCGCUGUUGAAGGAGGAGCGCUGGAUCCAGACGACAUGGCCUUUGACGUGUCCUGGUUCGCGGUGCACUCCUUCGGUCUGGACAAGGCUCCCGUCCUCCUGUCAUCUCUGGAUCGGAAGGGGAUUGUGACCACGGCCGAGAGAGACCGGAAGAGCGAGCUCAGCCUGGAGCGUGUCGGCGUGCUGGAAUUCUUGCUGCGAGUCCAUGGCUCCGAGGACCAGGACUUUGGCAACUACUACUGCUCCGUGACCCCGUGGGUGAGGUCCCCAACAGGCUCCUGGCAGAAGGAGGCAGAGAUCUACUCCAAGCCCAUCUUUGUGACUGUGAAGAUGGAUGUGCUGAACGCCUUCAAGUACCCGCUGCUGAUCGGCGUGGGCCUGUCCACCGUCAUCGGGCUCCUGUCCUGCCUCAUCGGGUACUGUAGCUCCCACUGGUGCUGUAAGAAGGAGGUCCAGGAGACAAGGCGUGAGCGCCGCCGCCUCAUGUCCAUGGAAAUGGACUAGGCCACGCCGGGGGAGCCGCGACAGGGGCGGUCUAGGAGCGACGGGGCGGGAGGAGGACCGCGAUCUUUUUCACGCGCAGUGUGUGACACUAGAAACCAGUCCUCUCCAAUCUCAGGUGGGACCGGGCGCUCUCUCCCCGCCGCAUGUCAAGUUCUGAGCGCGGACACGUUUACCAGCCCACGACUCUUCUUCCCACGGCACUUUCUGGUAGAACAAUCGCGUGUGUGUGUUCCCGGCUGCAGCUUUUUAAUGGUUACCCUUUGUCUAAUUUUUUUCUCCUACCGGUUUAUAGAUCUCUGACCUGUGUGUGUUCGUAUGUUUGGUUUCGAGGGGUCGCGGUGAGGAAGGACGGUGGCUCUCAGAGUUCUUUGUCUUAGGUGAGGACAGAGCUGCCCGCCGGGAGCCAGCUUCCAUGUCGGGCCCGUGUUAGGAGGGCCGCUAGACGAAGCCGUCCGCCCCGGCCCAGCGACAACACAGACCUGUGCCGCAGGCUCAUUCGUGGCUUUGACCACCCUACCCACCCCGUAUUUUCAGGGGUUUAGACAUUUGAAAUCUAAACUUGCAGUAUGUAACUUCUUACUGAGCCCAAAUGCUUUUUUUUCUUUUUCUUUUCCUUUUCCUUUUUUUUUUUUUUUUUUGCUUCUCUGCCCCCUUUCCAUUUCUUUCGUAUUUGCUUUAUGUGAGCGUGCUGAAAUGGCCCUGGAAUCUAGAAUUUGGCUCCCCACCAAGCACCUUAUCUUGCCACCUUAGCCUUAAGAAUGAAUAUGAAGAAAAAUACACAGCCACCUCUGUCCGGGGCAGUAAGAAGGUCCUCAAGGAAGACGAGGUUGGGGACGAGGGAAGGAGCAGGCCCUCACUCCAAUGGUUCUGAGGCCGCCGUGCCUCAGGGGGCCCCAGGGAGCGCAGAAGAGGGUCCUGGGGGGUCAGCUGUCCUCGGCUCGGGCCAGGAGUGUUGGGGGUGCCGGGGCUGUGUCUGGAGUAGGACGCCACCUCCGUCCCCCUCUCCUGCCCUUCGUGGGAGGCGAAGGCCUCGGCCGCCGAGGGACACCCACACGUGUACCCCACGUCCUUCGUGGCUGCUUGGGCUCCUUAAUGUGAAGGUGUAUUGCUGCUUGCAAGACUGACCAACUUCACAGAAUCAGAAAUUGCCUGGAAGAACCGUGCAUUUUCCAUGACCUUUUCAGCCCUUCGAGUCUUCGUAAGACCCCCCCGCCGGGGGUCAGCGAGCAAGGGUACGCUUUGUGGUAUGUUUGCUUUCCUGUUAGGAACACGAAGGAAACCAGCAAUUUACUGCCGUGUGAACAGCCUACAAAGUAGAUCUGAGAGCAAUCCGUUUUGCCCGACUGCUCGUACCCGGAGUAGGACGCGGACCAAAAGAGCUCCUCUGCUCCCCGAGGCAUCUGCCCCUGCAUAGCACUGGCCUUUCGGAAGCAUCCCAGUGGGCUUUCUGAGGCUCACUGGUGAGUCAUGCCCCGCACUGCAAUCCUCUGCGCUUUCAUCCUGGCUCUGACGGAUCUCACGCUGCUCUGUCUUCCGAAGGGAAAAAAGAUUCGUUUGUUUUGAGCAAUAAAGUCCUACAAAAUGA